GGAGGACUGGAAGCUGCCACAGCCCACACGUCAGUCAUUUUCGCAGAGGCCCACCCCUCGCUGUAUAAAAGGCUUCCCAACCAUCCUUCCUGUCUCGGACACAUUUGUACUCUUGAUCUCUCAGUGACUCCUGACAGCUCCGUUGGAUCCUUAAGCAUCAUGACUGACGAACGUACCUUCAUUGCUGUCAAGCCCGAUGGCGUUCUGAGGGGCCUGAUGGGCGAGAUCAUCAAGCGUUUCGAGCAGAAGGGCUUCAAACUGGUGGCCAUGAAGUUCAUGUUGGCCCCUGACUCCCUCCUGAAGGAGCACUACAUUGACCUGAAGGACAAGCCUUUCUACGCCGGACUCUGCAAGUACAUGGGCUCCGCACCUGUGUGCGCUAUGGUGUGGGAGGGCCUGAGUGCCGUGAAAACUGGCAGAGUGAUGCUGGGUGAGACCAACCCCGCCGACUCCAAGCCUGGCACCAUCCGCGGAGACCUCUGCAUCCAGGUUGGCAGGAACAUCAUCCACGGCAGUGACUCAGUUGAGAGCGCCAAUAAGGAGAUCAGCCUGUGGUUCAAGCCAGAGGAGCUUGUGUCCUGGAAGCUUGCUGCUCUGGAGCACAUCUACGAGUAAACCCGACCUUCAAUCCGCCCUUGUGGCCCAUGACCUUGCCUUGCACAAAUGACUUUCUCUCUCCAUCGUAUAUUGCUGUAGACUUGGGUCAUGUGUCUCUCCUCUUACUGUCCUUGUAGCGACUAAAGCACUUGUUGAGUAUAAAAAAAUCAUGUACGGAGCAUGGUGUUUUUUAUAUACAUUAAAUCUGGACGAAAGCUGGA
Molecule: messenger RNA, 818 nt
Organism: Sardina pilchardus (European sardine)
Lineage: Eukaryota; Metazoa; Chordata; Actinopteri; Clupeiformes; Clupeidae
Product: nucleoside diphosphate kinase A 2-like
Exons: 5
Coding region: 160-615 (151 amino acids)
Biological process (GO): CTP biosynthetic process; GTP biosynthetic process; UTP biosynthetic process
Molecular function (GO): nucleoside diphosphate kinase activity
Source: RefSeq, a predicted model, not a curated record